Molecule: messenger RNA, 1026 nt
Organism: Astyanax mexicanus (Mexican tetra)
Lineage: Eukaryota; Metazoa; Chordata; Actinopteri; Characiformes; Acestrorhamphidae
Gene: prdx3
Product: peroxiredoxin 3
Exons: 7
Coding region: 65-817 (250 amino acids)
Biological process (GO): hydrogen peroxide catabolic process; cellular response to stress; response to oxidative stress
Cellular component (GO): mitochondrion; cytosol
Molecular function (GO): thioredoxin peroxidase activity
Source: RefSeq, a predicted model, not a curated record
UGGAAAGAGCCAGUUGAAAAGAACGACUCUCUCGGACGUCACUGUCUUUAGUAACACAUGCAAGAUGGCAGCCGCCGUGGGGAGACUUCUCGGGACUUCUGCUGCAAGAGCGGCAGUUAAUGGACUAAGGACCCUGGCCCCACUGAAUGGGGCGUCUGCCAUCAAAGCUUCAAGAGCACUCCCAUGUUCUGCUGUACAGAAGGCCUGCUUCUCCAUCAGCACUACUAAAUGGGCACCAGCUGUCACCCAGCAUGCUCCACACUUUAAGGGAACUGCUGUACACAAAGGAGAAUUCAAAGAUAUCAGUCUAGAUGACUACAAAGGCAAAUACCUGGUCCUGUUUUUCUACCCACUUGACUUUACAUUUGUCUGCCCCACUGAAAUCAUCUCAUUCAGUGACAAAGCCAGUGAAUUCCAUGAUAUUAACUGUGCAGUAGUGGGUGUGUCUGUGGACUCUCAUUUUACACACUUGGCCUGGACCAACACCCCUAGAAAGAGUGGAGGACUGGGUAAAAUCAACAUCCCCCUGCUGGCCGACCUCAACAAACAGGUUUCCAGAGAUUAUGGAGUCCUGCUGGAGGGCCCUGGAAUUGCUCUAAGGGGACUGUUUAUCAUUGAUCCUAAUGGUGUUAUCAAACACAUGAGCGUCAAUGAUCUACCAGUGGGCCGUUCUGUUGAAGAGACUCUGCGUCUCGUUAAGGCCUUCCAGUUUGUGGAGUCACAUGGAGAGGUCUGCCCAGCUAGCUGGACUCCAAAAUCACCAACAAUAAAGCCCACUCCUCAGGGGUCAAAGGAAUACUUUGAGAAGGUCAACUAAAUGAUCAUCAGAUAACUCUGCUUCUACUACUAGAUAAUGUAAAAAUGAAGGCACUUAAUUACUUGUGCUUAUGGUUAUGCACAGCCUAGAGAAGUCUGAAAUAUACAUUUUUGGUAUAUGUUAUCAAACACACUAGCAGUUUACCAUCAGUUAUUAUGUUUCUUCUGUUUAUUUGACAAGUUCUUAAAAUAAAAGUAAUACUGACUGUG